This is a messenger RNA of Menidia menidia (Atlantic silverside), 1319 nucleotides long. The record is from the annotation of a GenBank genome assembly. Lineage: Eukaryota; Metazoa; Chordata; Actinopteri; Atheriniformes; Atherinopsidae.
AUCAAUGUUAGUUUUAUAAAACCACCAAGAAGACUGCACGUUGCUGAAAAUUUACAUCCUGCGUAAAAGGAUACCGCGGGACCUUGUGUUUGCACGGAGACCAAUGAUGAGUUAUGCUGAAAAGCCAGAGGACAUCACAAAAGAGGAGUGGAUGGACAAAUUAAACAAUGUGCACAUACAGAGGGCGGAUAUGAAUCGACUCAUUAUGAAUUACCUGGUGACAGAGGGCUUCAAAGAGGCAGCGGAAAAGUUUCGGAUGGAGUCCGGGAUCGAACCGAGCGUCGACCUGGAUUCAUUGGAUGAAAGGAUAAAGAUCCGAGAGAUGAUCCUCAAGGGCCAGAUACAGGAGGCCAUCGCACUGAUCAACAGUCUACACCCAGAACUGCUUGAUACCAAUCGAUACCUGUAUUUCCAUCUGCAGCAGCAACAUUUGAUUGAGUUAAUCAGGCUAAGAGAGACUGAGUCAGCGCUUGAAUUCGCUCAGACACAACUUGCGGAGCAGGGGGAGGAGAGCCGAGAGUGCCUGACGGAAAUGGAGCGAACGCUUGCCCUUCUGGCCUUCGACAACCCGGAGGAGUCGCCCUUCGGAGAUCUGCUGAACAUGAUGCAGCGGCAAAAGGUGUGGAGCGAGGUGAACCAGGCCGUGCUGGACUAUGAAAACAGGGAGUCGACACCCAAGCUGGCCAAACUCCUGAAGCUGCUGCUGUGGGCUCAAAAUGAGCUGGACCAGAAGAAGGUGAAGUACCCCAAAAUGACUGACCUCAGCACGGGCACCAUCGAGGACCCCAAGUGAACAGACGAAGCCACGCCCCCGUCCCCGUCUAUUUAUGACCAGUCAGUGACUGUGUGAAAGCCUGAUAACAUAUAUGUAAAAACAGAUGCUACCUUUUCUUUUUUUUUCAUGUUUCAUAUAUGACAGGUAAGACUUAAUGUGCAAUCUGUAAAAUGCUGUAUUUGCAAAGUGACAGAAUUACUCUGUUUUAUCACAGAUCCUGGAUUUUUAGCUAGAUCUCAGCGACGACUAAAUUCAAAUAGCUUUUGUUUAUAUAUAUAUAUAUAUAUAUAUAUAUAUAUAUACACACACAUAUAUACAUAGUCUUUUUAAAGCCUGAACCGGUGGUGUUAUUAUUUGUGACCAUUUCCCCCAGAAAGAUUGAGGUGUGCCUGUGAGAGUGGGUACAUAAUGGCGGUGUUCUGCGUGGGGGGAGGACGAGUGCACUUUUUUUGCCCCAGCCGAGAUGCGAUAAAGCGAAGAGGUGUUCCGAUCGCGAGGCUGGACGGGUUCCGAUUAGAAAUUUCACAAACAAAAAUGUGAAUAU